This is a messenger RNA of Lachancea meyersii CBS 8951, 2487 nucleotides long. Lineage: Eukaryota; Fungi; Ascomycota; Saccharomycetes; Saccharomycetales; Saccharomycetaceae. The record is from the annotation of a GenBank genome assembly.
AUGCGCCUAGCUGGGCUUCUUCUCGCAGCCCUGGGUGGAACAGUAGUGUUCUGUAAGCCAUACGAGGCGUUUGGAGCAUCAAGUCAGUAUCCUCCUGUUGCUUAUCCCGAGGUCGAGUUUUCGUUCCAACUAUCCAAUGACACCUUCAAAUCCACUGUCAAUGACAGUGCCCAGAUAGAAUACAGUGCAUUCGAGUUCCCUUCAUGGCUUCAGUUCGACUCCCAGUCGCGUGUCCUCUCUGGGAAACCCUCCAGCUCAGAUUUGGAUGAUAGUUCCCAAACGAAGCAGAUUUCGUACAUUUUACAAGGAACGGACCCCAGUGACCAGUCCUCCUUGAACAAAACCUAUCAACUAGCACUCUCGAGUGAAACUCAGCCACAAGUCUCGUCAACCUUCAAUCUACUCAGCUUGCUGAAAAAUAGCGGGUACACUAACGGAAAGAAUGCUCUGAAGCUUACUCCAGGCCAGGUCUUCAACAUUAGUUUCGACAGAGACACUUUUGAGAACUCGAGCUCUGCCACCAAAUAUUAUGGCCGCUCAGAGCUGUACCACGCGCCACUUCCUCCCUGGAUGUUUUUUGACGAGGCAAAUCUGAAAUUCAGUGGAACAGCACCCGUGGUAAAUUCUGAUAUCGCGCCUGAGUUUUCGUAUUCUUUUUCGCUGCUCGCUUCUGAUAUCGAAGACUACACAAGUGCAGAGGUGCAGUUUGAUAUAGUCGUGGGCGGUCAUCAAUUUACGACAUCGAUUCAAAACACCUUGGCAGUCAAUGUCUCUUCCACAGGUUCUUUUGACUACCCGCUACCUAUGGACUACGUCUAUCUGGAUAAUGAGCCCGUCUCGUCGUCAAAUAUCAGCUCUGUCUCACUGCAGGAAAGUAACGACUGGGCUACUGUUACAAACGAGACAUUGUCCGGUACAUUGCCCGAGGGAAAAAGCAGUGAAAAUCUGACAGUUGCGAUUUUUGAUACCUAUGGUGACUCUAUUUAUUUGAAUUUUCUGGUAGAGUCCACGCAUCGACUAUUUGCAGUAUCAUCUCUACCCAACGUGAACGCCACACAGGGCGAAUGGUUCCAAACUCAGCUAUUACCAUCACAGUUUACUGAUUAUAACAACACAGAAGUGUCGUUGAGUUUUGCCAAUACCUCGCAAUCCACAUCGUGGUUAUCCUAUCACGACAGUAACAUGACUUUGUCCGGUGAGGUGCCAAAUAAUUUUAAUGGCUUAACGGUUGAAGUACUAGCUCAGCAGAAUAGUCAGUCUCAAAAAUUGACUUUCAAGCUAGCUGCAGUUCAGGGCAAGCACAAAUCGUCUUCCACCUCAAGUUCCGCUACAUCUACGUCCUCUUCAUCUCGAUCAUCAGCCACACCGAGCGCAACAUCAUCCGGCGCUUCUGCUGCAUCUGUUACUUCAACGGCAGCGGUACCGGCUUUGUCUACCAAAGCGAGCUCUAAUAAAAAUCACACUGUGGCCAUAGCCUGUGGUGUUGCGAUUCCUGUUUUUGUUCUUCUCGUACUUCUCAUCCUAUUCUUGUUCUUGUGGAGACGAAGAAAGAGCAGAUCUGCCGCCGUAACAGACAGAGAAAACUCUCCACAAAUCAGCAAUCCAAGACUUGGAAAUCCAGCCAAUGCCCCUGCAUUCUAUGGUGGGCCAUCGCCUUUCGAUGAUGAAAACUCGAUCGAUGACAAUUCUACUGCAAGGAGGCUCGCAGCCUUGAAUGCCAUCAAGCUAGAGGAACAAGCAAAUUCCGGAUCCGAUGUAUCUACCAUGGAUGAAAAAGCUGAGGUCGGGACCAAUAACUCAUCUGCCUCUGAUCUAUAUCAAGACGCACUGCAGGUAGGUAGCACGGAUGCCCUGUUAGGCGAGGUAAACAAUGACCAAUACUUUGACUCUAACAAGCAUACAUCGUCGGUCUGUCUGAAUAGUGAACCUACCAACCGCAAGUCAUGGAGAUUCUCGACGAGGACAGCAAAUGCUGCAAACAUUCGCGAGAGUUUCCAAUCACUGAACACUGUGAGUACAGCCGAACUUUUCAAUACACAAAUCGCGAGUAAUCAAACGCUUCCGAAGGACCCAAGAAAGUCAUCCUUGGGACUUAGAGACUCCGUAUUUUUAGGGCCUUCUGCCGGAACAGGAGCUGACAAGAUUGACGCUAUGCACUCAAACAGCCCUCAGAAAUCCAGCAAUCCAUUAAGAAACCAGGUUUCUAGUGAUCGAGUUCUACCAGACUUGACAGAAUCUCCUCAUGAUCAAAACUCAGCGAACUCUCAGAUGACGAGCAGUAGUUCCGACGACAUAAUACCUGUUAAGCAAGGUGAUAAUUAUAAAUGGGUUGAGCGUGAUGGACAAGAGAUGGCUGAUCUGAACAGGAAAAGAAGCACAAAGCGGUUAGUUAACCUACCGAACAAGAGUGGUGUAAACGUUCGGGAUGCCAAUGAAAUCGAAGGACACGUUCCAGAAAUGGACGUGUCAUUGGAUUCUAUUGUAUAA